AUGAGCGCCCAAGACCUAGUAUAUGUGGGAAAGCUCCCUCUCCCGGGUCCGCCGGGUCCGCGUCAGCUUCUGGUCAAAGUUCACUAUGCGUCUUUGAAUCCGGCUGAUUAUCAACAGCGAAAUGGAGAAACUAAGCAUCUGCUUAAGCAUAAGUUCCCGAAGGUAUUCGGAUUUGAUUUUUCUGGAGAUGUUAUGGAGAUUGGCAACGAAGUUAAAGACUUCAAAAUCGGCGAGGAAGUUUUUGGUAUGGUUGCUGGUGUUAGAACAGGAAGUGCUGCUGAAUAUGUUAUAGUAGAUGAUUAUGUAUGUGCAUUGAAACCAGCGGACAUUCCUCAUCACUUGGCUGCAGCGGUGCCUUUGGUCGGAAUUACGGCGGAAAAGGCGUUGAAGAAAUGCAAAAUUAGUGACAUGCAUCGGGUAUUGGUUACAGGAGGGUCUGGUGGAGUAGGGUCUAUAGCCGUACAAUUGUGCAAGGCGGAGUUCGGCAUUGAAUGGGUGGCGACGACUAGCAGUGAGGAGAGUCGAGGAUUAGUGGAAAGCUUUGGAGCAGAUGAGGUAUUUGAUUACAAGUGCAACAAUAGGCGUUGGGCUGAGCAAUUCGACUAUGGCACGUGGCGGCAUGUUUAUGACGUGGUAUUUGAUACUCAAGGAGAUUCCAAGCAGGCUGUGCUUUUACUGGGAGAUAGUACGGAUGGGCAGGGCCCACCGGAUGGUGGAGGGAUGGUAUCAAUUGUGGACGGCCCGAGCGCAGAGGCAGCAUUGGAGUGGUUGAGUGAAUCACACAGUGAGCCAAAGCAUUCGUAUAUAAAAUCGUUUUUGGAGAACUUCCCGUGGGUUUGGGAUACGGCGACUGGAGUGCGGUCGUUGCGGAAAAAGGCGAAGGGGAAGUACUGGACUGUGAUUGGGACGGGUGAUGGUGACGCGUGCCGAAGAUUUGCAACGAUGUUGGAGUCGAAAAGCAUCAUCCCGCAUAUUGAUGGCGUAUAUCCUUUGAGUAAAGCGAGAGAUGCUCUUGCGAGAGUUGAGAGUGGACGGAGCAAGGGGAAGGUUCUGAUUGAAGUAAUCGCGGAUCCCAAGGCCACAUUCGUGGAGACUGACGACUCUAUGGAGGCAGUUGAGGGCUCGAGUGAGCCCCUUCCGAGCUCUCCAGCAGAGGAGGGGGUGGAGGAGGCUAAAGAAGGGGCUUUGGAGGCUGAGAAGGCUGUGGCGGAGUCCCAGGUGGAAGGGGCAGGACUGAGGUCUUACUGUGAUUAUUGUUAUUUCGAUGGCGCUCUAGGUAAGAGCGGUGGAUCUGAGAGUUGCGCUGAUGGCCAUAUUAACAACAAAUAG
Perkinsus marinus ATCC 50983 is the source of this 1329-nucleotide messenger RNA. Its product is annotated as alcohol dehydrogenase, putative. The transcript is spliced from 14 exons. The record is from RefSeq and is a predicted model, not a curated record. Lineage: Eukaryota; Perkinsozoa; Perkinsida; Perkinsidae. Bases 1 to 1329 code for a protein of 442 amino acids. Gene Ontology annotation, molecular function: oxidoreductase activity.